Molecule: messenger RNA, 3117 nt
Organism: Plasmodium relictum
Lineage: Eukaryota; Apicomplexa; Aconoidasida; Haemosporida; Plasmodiidae
Product: alpha/beta-hydrolase, putative
Exons: 1
Coding region: 1-3117 (1038 amino acids)
Cellular component (GO): membrane
Molecular function (GO): lipase activity
Source: RefSeq, a predicted model, not a curated record
AUGUUAUAUGAAACUAAGAUAGAAUGUAAAAAAAAACUAAAGGAUAUGCAUGAAAACAAUUACGAUAGAGAAUUAAUGGAAAAAUCAUAUGAAUUAAUAAAUUUAACAAAAAAUGAAAAAAAAGUAAUCUCAAAUGAAGAAUUAGUAAGUGAAAAUAAUUCCAACCCUAAGAAUGAGCAAAAUAAAAACUUAAUUAAAAAUUGUAAUUAUGUAAAUAAUAUGAAUAACAAAGAUGAUUUGAAAAGUAACAUUAGUAAAGAAAAUAAAGAAAAAAUAAAAAAUGUGCAAGAAGAACUAAAAAACAGUAAUAAUGAAGAAAAACAUGUAAAAGAUAAUUAUAUAAUAUAUGAUGAUGGAAAUCCAGAAAUAAAUUUUUUUAUUAAUAAGGAUAAUUUAAAAAUAGCUAGAUAUUCCUGGAAAGUAAAAAAUCCCAAAGCAUACAUCUUUGCCUUACAUGGAAUAACCUCUCAUCUAAGGAAUGAAUAUCUAAAUUUUUUAGGCAGACCUCAUUGGGUUGACGAAAAAAAAAAGGAAAAAAAAGAAAAGGAACAAAAAGAGAAAAAAGAAAAGGAAAAAAAAGAAAAAAAGGAUAAAAAAAAAGAAAAUGAUAGAAAUGAAAAUGUUUCCAAAGGAGAAUUAUCAAAAAAUAUAAAUAAAGAAGAAAUGAAUUAUGCAAAUGAUAUAUAUAAAAGCAAUACUAAUCAAAAUAUAAAAGAAAAUGCCAAUUCUUUUGAAUCUUUCCCUAGCAAUACUCAUGAAAAAAUUGAUCUUUAUUCCACAAAUUUAAAUAAUUGUAAUCAUGGAAUUAAGAAUAAUAAUUCAAAUAAUAAUUUAAAUUUUAAAGAAAACGAGAAAAACGAAAUCGAAUUCAAUAAUAGAAUAUGCAAUGAAAAAGAAGUAAACGCUGAAUUAGAAAUGGAUAAAAAUAACUAUAUUUUUAAUAAAAACAAAAUAGAAGCAGAUAAUGUAAGUGAUUCCAAUGAAAAUAAAAUAAAUCAAUUCUAUGAAAAAUCUAAAUUUUUAAAAAAAAAAAAAUUAAAGGAAAAAAUACUAAGUUCCAUAUCGUCUAAUAACACUAUUAGUACAUUUAAUAAUGAUACAAAUAAUAGUAAAAAAACAAAUAUUGAAGAAAAGAAAGGAAAAAGUAAAUUAAGUAGUAUCUUUUUUAAUGAUUAUGUUAAUAAGAAUACAUAUGAAAAUAUGUAUAAUAAUAAAUUUAAUUAUGGUGAACUCCCGAAAAACAAAAAAUAUUUCUCUUUUCUAAAAGUUCAGCGUUCAGCAAAAGAUAAAAAAAAAAAAUUUUUUCGAUGUUCAAGUGCUGAAAGAUUUGGUUUUUCCAUUUAUAGAAUGAAGAAGAAAAAUAUGAAAAAAGAAAUAAAAUGUAUAAGUGAAACUAAUUCAUUAGUAGAUGAAGAAGUUUAUAACUUUGAUGCCUUUUCUUGUAGCUCAUCGGAAGAAGAUGAUAAAAAGAAUUUAGAAAAAAAGCUAACAAUGUUUUUAUCAUGUUCUUCUUGUGUGUCAAAUUUUAUGGAUGAUACAAAUGCAUUAAAUAAUAGAAUAAUAAGUGAAAGUUUAUAUAAUGAAUUAUCUUCGAAUAAAGUUAUAGACGAUGAUAAUGUAUUAUUAAUAGAUAAAAAUGAUACAAUAAAACAGUACGAUUCUAACGUUUACUAUUGUUCUAUGUGUGGUAUAUGCAAUUAUUGCACUUGUGGAAAUAGAAGUUUGUCUUAUAAAAACAGUUGGAUAGAAAAAUUAAAUCAAAAUAACUUUUCAUUUUUUGGAAUUGAUAACCAAUCUCACGGUUUAUCAGAAGGAUGGCAGAAUCAGAGAUGUUAUGUAGAAGAUUUUGAUAAUUUCAUUGCUGAUGCAAUUCAAGCAUUAGAAAUUUUUGUAAAUGAAUGGAAAGAAAAAAAUGAAUUAAAACCAAUAAUAAUCAUGGGAUUAUCUAUGGGUGGUUGUAUAGCUUUAAGAACUCUAGAAACUCUAUUUAAAUUAAAUAAGGAAUGGAAGAUUUAUGUGAAAGCAUUAGUACUUGUUUCUCCUAUGAUAAGUUUAGGAAAACAAAAAAAUAAAAUUACUAAUAGGCUUUUAAUUUCAGCUACAAAAUUCCUUAAAUAUUUCUUUCCGCGUUUAACAGUUAAUGUUAAGGAAAACAAUACUUUUUACCCAUGGAUACAACACGAUUCUCAAUUAGAUCCCUUGCAAUAUUGUGGGUCAUUAAAAGUAAAAAUUGCAGCUGAAUGUGUAAAUGCAGCUGAUAACUGCUUAGAUUAUCAUGUUCUAAAAUAUGUAGAAGAAAGCGAUGUUGAUAUUAUUGUCAUUCAGUCUAAAUAUGAUUGUAUUGUUGACCCUACAGGUACUAUUAAUUUUAUGAAAAAAAUGGUACGUUUAUGCGAAAACAAGGAAGAAAUUUUAAAAGAGAAUGAAAAAGAAAAUGUGAAAUCCAAUCAAAAAUCAAGUUUAAACAUUAAUAAAGAAAAAGAAACUGAACUGAAUGGUAACAAAAAGGUUUAUAAUGAUAUGGAAGAGGCAAUUUCAAAUAUUUAUAAAAGUGAAGAUAUUAAUAAUAUAGAAAAUAAUAAUAAUACUGAUAUUAUCAAUAAUGAUAUUAAUAAUAGUAAUAAAACAAAUGAUGAAACAAUAAACGAAAUAGACUAUAAAAAUGAAAUAAGUAAUGAUUCUUUAAUGAAUAAUUAUACAACCAAUAACAAUAUUUAUACAAAUAUAAACUCCAAUGAAAAAAUAAUAGAAAAAGAGGAAAGUUUAAGUAAUAAUUUAAUAGAAAUGUCAAAAAAAACUGACUUACUAGUACAGUCUAACAAAACCUCUAAUUACUCUGAUGUAAUAAAUGAAGCUGACGAAAAUUAUAUACUCCCCAUAGAAAAUAUUAAAGAAAAUAAAAUGGAAAUAUGGAAUUAUUUUGAUCAUGGUUACUAUAAAUAUUUUAAAUUAAAAAAAAAUACAAGAAAUAAAAGUGAUUUUUCAUCUGAUGAAAAAAAUUUUAAAAACUUAACUAUUUAUAUUUUAAAAUAUGGUUGUCAUACCUUACCAAUUGAGCCCAAUACAAAAGAAACAGUUAAUAUUUUAGUUGACUGGCUUAAUAAUAUAUAUGAAUAA